AUGAAGGUCUCUGAUGCCUGUCUGGGCCUGUUGCUCAUAGCUGCCAUCCUCAGCACUCAGCUGCCCGCUCAGCCAGUCUCCAUCCCUGUCACCUGCUGCUUUGAUAUGGUACAAAAGAAGAUUCCCACGAAGAAGCUGCAGAACUAUACAAUGGUCAACAAUGGUCAUUGUCCUCAGGAGGCUGUAAUCUUCAAGACCAAGCUGGGCAAGGAAAUCUGUGCAGACCCCAAGAAGAAGUGGGUCCAGGCUGUUAUGAAGCGCCUGAAUCAAAAAUCCAAAAAGCCAAAAAUCCGAAGCCAAAAGUCUCCACGCCUGGACUGA
Molecule: messenger RNA, 321 nt
Organism: Sorex fumeus (smoky shrew)
Lineage: Eukaryota; Metazoa; Chordata; Mammalia; Eulipotyphla; Soricidae
Product: C-C motif chemokine 8-like
Exons: 3
Coding region: 1-321 (106 amino acids)
Biological process (GO): cellular response to type II interferon; G protein-coupled receptor signaling pathway; positive regulation of ERK1 and ERK2 cascade
Cellular component (GO): extracellular region
Molecular function (GO): chemokine activity; CCR chemokine receptor binding
Source: RefSeq, a predicted model, not a curated record